AUGGCCGGUGAUUUAUCACGCGACGCGCUCACAAUGGACGCGUUUAGGACGUAUGACGCAACUCACAGAAAAGGCUGUGCUUUGAAGGCUUUGCGCGGGUGGCAGCCCUGUGGCGGGUUGAAGGCCGGGGAAGGCUGCGCGGGCGUCCUCGACCUCGACGCGUGCCUUAUUGUUCCCGGCGGGCUAAUGUUACGGCGGACCGCGGCCUCGCUUCGUCCGCCGCCGCGUGUAGGGCUGGCGAGUGUUGCUUGCGCGUCGCAUUACGCAACGCCGAUCGAGAUUCUGGAACGGACUCGAUUUGAUCAUCGCUUAGGCGGAAGGUUC
Messenger RNA from Iphiclides podalirius (scarce swallowtail), 324 nucleotides. Lineage: Eukaryota; Metazoa; Arthropoda; Insecta; Lepidoptera; Papilionidae. The record is from the annotation of a GenBank genome assembly.